This is a messenger RNA of Stereum hirsutum FP-91666 SS1, 642 nucleotides long. RefSeq lists its product as uncharacterized. The transcript has 2 exons. The record is from RefSeq and is a predicted model, not a curated record. NCBI's taxonomy places the organism in Eukaryota, Fungi, Basidiomycota, Agaricomycetes, Russulales, Stereaceae. Bases 1 to 642 code for a protein of 213 amino acids.
AUGGGCUGCUACUGGAAUCGCAGUCGCAAUCACCCCUCUGAACCGUGCCCGCAUCCACACCGGAACCCACAUUCGACUUCGAACGCUCAAGUUCCACCAUCAUAUUAUACUCACGUCUCUCGCCGCAGAGGACCUGCACGUAUGUUCUGGUUCGUCGUCGGCGCGAUCACCGCUAUCGAAGUUAUGGGAUGUUUCGACAGGGUCAAGGAUGGGGCGGCGGAGAGAUUGAAGUAUCAUCAUGCUCGUUGGCAUGAGAAACAUGGAUACAACUGGGGACAUGGGGACUGGGGGAAGCAUUGGGGCAGGGAUUGGCAGGACUGGGGCUCGCAUGGGGAUGGAAGUGGACAUGAGUCGUGGGGGUAUAGGUCGAGGAAGUCGUGUAUGUUGUCUGGGAAAGGGACCGUACCAGAGGAUAGAAGGAUACAAUCGUCUACGAUGGAGAUGGAGAGUUUGAGUGAGACGGCGACUGAGGUGGGUGGCGAGGGGGUUGAGAAGAAUGGUGUGGCGAAGCCUGGUCAUGAUCCCUUGACCGAUAAAUUUUGCGAGCUUUCAGAAGCCACAGUCGACGCUUUGAUCAUUAGCCUUCAGCGACUGAAGACAGCAAGUCUCUCCAUUUUCACCCUUCCUCUCCGCCGAUUCUAA